AUGUCCAUCCUAUGUUGUCAUCGUUUUUUGCUCUACUUACCUGUUCUACCUCAUCCCCUAGUCCCUCAAAAACGUACCAUCAUUCUCACCGACCUCCCCGAAUACGCUACAUCUAGCUUCAUCUCAUCCAUCGUCUAUGGCGGUAAUCUAGAGCAAAUCCGACUCGACCGCUUCGGAUGCAAGGCCUGGAUUCGCUUCCUCGAUCCAGCAGCAUGUCAGAAAUUUUAUGAGAAUUCCGACAAUGGACUCGUUUACGGCAAAGAGAACAACGGGAAGGAGAAGAUAGUUUGGGUGGACUUGGGCAAAGACGUUAAUGUCAUAGGAGGGAACCUCCGCGAACAGAUCGCCAGAGGCUGCACUCGCUCCGUGAAGGUCGUCCCUGUGGAGGAGGACUUCACAAAGAUGGCUUUGGAAACGUUUGCUGCAAGAGGACGAAGGAGCGUUGAGGGUCUCGAGGAGGGAAGGAGCUCACCAAACAAUAAACGCACGGUCAUCUUCCGCUUCACAGAGAUCGAGCACGCGGUACAAUUUCAUGGCACGCUGAAAAGCGACGCUGAUUGGGAGCAAUGCAACAUCAAUUACGUGGAUGAUCCGUAA
Bacidia gigantensis is the source of this 597-nucleotide messenger RNA. RefSeq lists its product as uncharacterized. The transcript is spliced from 2 exons. The record is from RefSeq and is a predicted model, not a curated record. The coding region runs from base 1 to 597 and encodes 198 amino acids. Lineage: Eukaryota; Fungi; Ascomycota; Lecanoromycetes; Lecanorales; Ramalinaceae.